UUUCAAUCUCAAGCACAUGUCCUUUUGCUUUUCUCUUAAAUUUUAAUUGUAAUUUCUCGCGUUGAAACCAAUUUACGUGUGUCAGUUGUUGAUAUUGCUCAUGAAUUUAUUUAAGUUUUAGUAUGAAUCAAAUACUGUGCGUUUUAGUUGCUUUGUUAUUGCAUUAAACAUCAAUUUCUAGCAUGUAAAGUUUUUCAUCAGUUAUUGGUAGGUUCAUGCUGAGUGCAUGACAACAAAACCAAGGUGAUACUGCCUGUUUAUCAAGACUAAUACCAAUAAUACCUAAGUGUAUCUGUUUCAAUAUUUGGCAGCUUGAAUUCAGAAAUCAUCUUGCAGGGUAUGGAUAAAAGUAUCAUCAUACAGAAGCAAAUCCGAGAUAAUGCAGACGAAUUGCACAGUUUCAUGCGAGAUCUGACCAAUUGGGAGAAGGAAAUGAAGAGGAAGGAAAAUCUACUCCACGGUGAAGCAUCACAGGAUAUUCCUCCUAUCAGGAAGAAAACAAAAACAAGCAAGCCAGCAAAUGAAACUGAGAACGUCUCACCAUCGCAAAUUCCUCUGGAAAACAAGCCCAAGAAAAUAGCUUCCUAUGAUUAUCGUGCCUGGGAUAAACUGGAUGUGGACAAGCUGUGCAAAGACCUUGACAGUGAUUCUGAAGACUCGGGAGAGGAGGGCAAGAAAACCAAAGUUCAGAAGAAAAGUGGAAGCAAGAGUGUACCGGCAAAAAGCCCAGUUACUCCAACCAACGCAAGCUCAACAAAAAGUGAAAUUUCAUCCAAUAGUGGAAAAAGCCAAGAAAAGAAUUCCAAAUCGGUCAGUUGGCGGUCAAAACCCGAGUAUGAGAACCAACCACCAAUCAAGGACAGUGAAUCCUUUGAAGAUGCUCAUUGGAAAGGCAAAUCAAAGCAUGAGAUUCAAAUCCGGGCUAACUACUAUAAAGAACUGGGCAAUGAAUUUGUCACGGCGGGAGAAUGGAAUGAGGCGAUCAGAAUGUAUUCCAAUGCAAUUAAUCUCUACCCUGUAGACUCUGUUUUCUAUGCCAACCGCGCUCUUUGUUAUUUGAAACUUCAGCGGUACAAAGAUGCACAAUGUGAUUGUGAUACAGCUUUAACGCAUAAUGAUCAGUACGUAAAAGCAUACUUGCGGAGAGCAGCGGCUUUUGAAAACCAAGGAAAAUAUGAGUUAGCACAAAAGGAUUUCCGGACUGUCCUCAAGUUUGAACCUAACAACCGCUCGGUGAAAGAUGGUUUGGCAUCUGUUCAGAAAAAAAUAACUAGUCAAAAUUGUACCUCAAACAUUUCAUCUGAAAUCAAAGUGAAGCCUCCAAGCUGUGGCUCUGUCAAAGAGAAAAUGCUUUGCACUGAAGGCAGUAAAGUCACCGCGAUGACCCCAUCAGGAAGCAAGAUACUUGAAGGAAACAAGGAGGAAGCAUUAGUGAUCAGAACAUGGAAAUCCGAAGAGAAUGAUCCUAGAGUAUUAAUGGAAACUGUAAUGAGACCUGCUCAUCUUCAGUCAACUAAGCCUCUAAAACGUGUUAAAAUAGAAGAAGUUUAUUGUGACUACGAAUCUCCUCUUAAAACAAAUGGAAAGAAUUUGCUUCCGAGCAAGGAAAAACAAGCCAUAGUUUCGAUAUCUGAUUCUAAUUCAUCUGCGCAUAAAUCAGUUGAGUCAGAAAAAAUUCAAGAGAUCAAAGCAGAUACCUCUGGCUUAAGUCAAACCUCUGUCAAGGCUGAACUGAUGGAGGAACCCAAAACUACCUCACCAAAAUUUAAGGAGAAUCAACCUGUAGUAAAAGCUGAAACUAAGGUUGCAGAAAUGGACAGUGUCCAAAUACCAGAAAAUAUUGACAUUCCUAGGAUCCCGAUUUCAUAUGUUGGUUUCUCAAAUUCUUGGAGCUUGAUGCAGAAUGAACCUGAGAAACGUUAUUUAUACCUAAAGAGAAUCAGUGGAGAAAAAUUGCCUAUCAUUUUCGGUAAUUCACUCGAGAAUAGCGUUUUGAGUGAAAUAAUUGCUGUGCUACAAAGUGAGUUCGUUGCAAGGAAUGAAAAAAUUUCACCAUUUUUGUUUGGACUAACCCGAGUUCAACGUUUUCGUGCCUUGGUUUUAUUUUUAUCUGAAACUGAUAAAACAGUGCUGCGAGAUUUGGUUAAUUACUGUCAAGCAAAGGAGACGUGCUCUGCUUCUGAUAUCAGUGAACUUCGUCAGUCAUUUCAAGUUUGACAAGCAGACCGAGUAAAUAAGACAUACACUCUACAAUGAGGCAGAACUUUUAAGAAACUCAAUUCAUAAAACUUAACCUGUUAAACAGGAGACAAACGCUAUGUUUGUUAUUGCCUUCAUAAAAAUGUUAUCCGACGUUAAAGCAAUCGUGAGUUCUAUUUUUGAUUUCAUCAUACCGUUUUGCUUUGUUUCAUCAUGAAAUUAGAGGAAUUUUUUCAUGUAAUAUUAAUCUUUUGAAUUGUGAAUCGCAGCCAUGACAGUGAAAACAAAAUGGUAAUGAUCCUCUGUAGGGUAGUCCGUAAAAAAAACUAGAAGUUAAUCUAGGCUGUAUUUCGGUACCCAUUUCCCCUAUUUCUUUAAAUAGAUAUACAUGAAAUGUAUUUUAACUGUUUUUCAAAUUUUUUCUAUUAGAAGUGUGUAUUUUACACUCCUCGAGCUGUUCAAAAGGCUGAAGCACUCUGGCAAAUUUUUUUUUUCUUCUUUGAAUGGAGGCGGUGGAAAGCUGUUUUGUGUUUCUAAUGUGAGAUUCGUAGUAACAAGGCAGUAAAAUAAGUGGAACAAAGAUUUUAAUUCUCAGAAUGUUGGAUUGCUGAAUCCGUCAAUAACAGGCAACAAAAAUGAAAAUCAAAACUGUUUUAACAGUCCUCACAUAUUUAUUAAUGGCGAAAAAAGAUAAAAUUUUUACAGUAAAAAAAGGUCAAAAACAUCUUUGUUGGAGAACAUACUGUAAAGGUCUUGAAUAAAUAUUCAAUUGAGCUUCUUGAAUUCUUGUAUCUUUAUAAUGAAAAAAACAAAAAAACAAAUUUAGAACAAUA
Molecule: messenger RNA, 3032 nt
Organism: Bemisia tabaci
Lineage: Eukaryota; Metazoa; Arthropoda; Insecta; Hemiptera; Aleyrodidae
Product: RNA polymerase II-associated protein 3
Cellular component (GO): protein folding chaperone complex
Molecular function (GO): protein binding
Source: RefSeq, a predicted model, not a curated record